Molecule: messenger RNA, 1287 nt
Organism: Melampsora larici-populina 98AG31
Lineage: Eukaryota; Fungi; Basidiomycota; Pucciniomycetes; Pucciniales; Melampsoraceae
Exons: 3
Coding region: 103-891 (262 amino acids)
Source: RefSeq, a predicted model, not a curated record
GUCUAGUUCUUCAAGCAUUCUCAUCGAUUUGAAGACAUCAAAAGUGUUAAAUAUAUAGUUUGCAUUUCAAUUUGAGAACGAUAAGAUCAUCAUCCAAUCAUCAUGCAACUUAUUGCUUACUCUUGUGCUCUGUUCUCGGCAAUGACAACCUUGAUCUUGUCCAUAUACUCAUUAAGAGCUCCUAAUUGGAUUCGAUUCGAUACUCCUGAGUCUUCGCCUUUUCAAUACAGUUCAACUUAUGGCCUUCGACAGAAAUGUGAUCGAUCGAACCUUCAUCCUGAAUUCCAAUGUAGAGCUUUCCCUGAUCGUCAAAGGGAUUGUACUUCGAGUAAAGAUUUAGUCAGAAUGGAAUCUACCUGGUGGAAAGAAAUGGGACAAAAUCUGAAUAGGAGUCAAUCUUCAAACUCAGGUCAUCAUGUUCCUAAGAUGGUACCAGUGGGAAGUGGUUUAGUAGAUAAUGGAUUCGAGACAACUACCUCUUCAAAUCUACCUAGUAUUCAAAAAGAUUCAGACCGAGAUGAAAAUUUUGGGUUUUGUGAAAAAUGGAAUACGGCAGCUUAUACUGCAGAGUUUAGUAUUGUGAUUGGAGUGAUCUCAAUGUUUUGCAUCUUUAUUGUCAUUCUUGGGAACGAUCAUCGUAAACAGCAUGGUUGGAAGGUUUGUGGUGGUUUGAUUGCCGUGCAUGGCUUGCUGCAAACUAUCACCUGGGUGCUUAUCCUUAACGUCUUCAACACUGAUAAUCGAUUCUACUAUGGUUCUAAACUGUCGACAAGCUCUUACAUCGCCAUCAGUGCCAGUGUGAUUGAUAUUCUUGCUUUCACUGGUCUCUUUGCCGUAGGAUUCACCUUCAAUGAAGACCCACGUGAAGACUAUGAAGCAAUCGAUGAUUAAAGCACAAUCAUCUUUUCAACUGUCUUGCUCAUCUUUGAUUUACUCGCCCAUCAAUCAUAGACCUGGAUCUCAAGAUCGUUACAAAGAAUGUUUGAAAUUGUGUACAGAGUAGCAAGAUCACCUUUCAAAACUAGUUUAAAAUACUCUUGAUUGUUUAACACUUCAUGUGCUACGUACUAUUUUCUAAAACAGUUUAUCUUCCACUUUCUACAAUUACUUAGACAUUUUUUCAAAAGUCGACGUUUUCAAUUUGAGUUGUAACCUUUUUCGUUAUUUGAAGUUUUCAUUUCGCAUGCCGUACUCGUGUAAGAUGUUGUAAUCUACAUUUCUCUGCUUUUUGUGACUGAUUUUUCUAUUGCCAAUGUAUGACGUCAAUAACGGGUACAUACACUCUUC